Molecule: messenger RNA, 358 nt
Organism: Staurois parvus
Lineage: Eukaryota; Metazoa; Chordata; Amphibia; Anura; Ranidae
Source: the annotation of a GenBank genome assembly
CCAGCAGUGCCACCCACAAGUUCCGCCCACCUGUGCCCAGCAGUGCGCCCACUAGCUCCACCCACCUGUGCCCAGCAGUGCGCCCACCUGUGCCCAGCAGUGCACCCACCUAAGUGCCACCUACCUGUGCCCAGCAGUGCCAAACACCUAUGCCCAUCAGUGCCACCCACCAGUGACACCCACCAGUGCCACACACCAGUGCCCAUCAGUGCAGCCCAGCAGUGCUGCCAGUCAGUGCCACAAGUCAUCAGUGCCACCUAUCAGUGCUGUCUAUCAGUACCCAUCAUCGGUGUCGCCUAUCAGUGCCGCCUAUCCAUGCCACCUCAUUAGUGCUGCCUAUCAGUGCCGCCUAUCAGUG